Molecule: messenger RNA, 1219 nt
Organism: Eucalyptus grandis
Lineage: Eukaryota; Viridiplantae; Streptophyta; Magnoliopsida; Myrtales; Myrtaceae
Exons: 2
Coding region: 45-1064 (339 amino acids)
Source: RefSeq, a predicted model, not a curated record
CGGACCGAAGCAUCUUCCUCUUUCCUUAAUUAAGGCAAAGAGGGAUGAAGUUGUCUAGAAGUCAUGGCUUUCUUGUCAUUGUGCUGCUGAGUGUGUGUGGUUUGGCACAAGUCCAAGGGGCUGCCAUUUCAUGCUUUUACAGAAGCAGUCCGUGCUUCCUCAAGAAGAUGACUUGUCCUGAUGAAUGUCCCUCCACUUCACCCAGCGAUUCUAAGGCCAAGGUCUGCUACGUCAACUGCAAUUCGCCGAUCUGCACGCCCGAGUGCAAGAACAAGAAACCAAACUGCAAUGCUCCUGGUGCUGCAUGCUUGGACCCCAGGUUCAUCGGUGGAGACGGCAUCGUCUUCUACUUCCAUGGCAAAAGCGACGAGCAGUUCAGCUUAGUCUCUGAUCCGCAUAUUCAGAUCAAUGCCCGUUUCAUUGGCCUCCGGCCUGCUGGCCGGAUCCGAGACUACACGUGGAUCCAAGCCCUCGGAGUUCUCUCAGGCUCUGAGAGCUUCUCUAUCGAGGCCACCCGAGCUGCUAAAUGGGACUCCGAGAUGGAUCAUCUAAGAUUCUCUUACAAUGGAAAUGAACUCACCGUGCCAGAGGGAACUCCCUCCACAUGGCAUUCCCUCAACGGUGACUUCAAGGUGGAGAGAUCGGCAAGCAAGAACAGCGCCGCGAUCACUAUCAGAGGGGUCGCGGAGAUUUCGGUCAAUGUCGUGCCUGUGACGAAAGAAGACAGCCUGAUCCACAACUAUCAAAUUCCUUCCGAUGACUGCUUUGCUCACUUGGAAGUGCAAUUCAGGUUUCUCAGCCUCUCUCCGAGGGUGGAGGGAGUGCUCGGCAGGACGUACCAGCCCGAUUUCGAGAACCCAGCGAAGCUUGGGGUCGCGAUGCCAGUAGUGGGCGGAGAGGACAAGUACAGGACUUCGUCGCUCCUCUCAGCUGAUUGCGCAGCUUGCAUCUUCUCCCCAAUCAUGCACCCUGAUCAAAAGCAGGACUCAAUGGCGAUGGAGUAUGGUACUCUGGAGUGCACCGGGGGUGCUACUAGUGGGAAUGGCAUUGUGUGCAGGAGAUGAUUGUGAAACUUUUGAGCGUGCUUGGUCAAGAAAUCAAUUAAGAAAAGUUUCAAUAAGCUUAGAGAAUAAUAAGGUGGUUUCUUGCUGCUCCUGCCAUAAUCUCAAUGUUCUUUUUAUGUAGUUCCAAUGCACUUAUGAGUCCGACAAGAGUUUUG